CAUGAUCCCUCAACUAGCAUGUCUUCCCUCCUCCAUAAAAUAUUAUCAUACUCACUCACAUAGCAGCAGCUUGCAUCAAUAUUCACACAAAAUUCUCUCUCUCUCUCUCUCUCUUCUCUCCACCGCCUUAGAAGAAAAUUUCCCAACUCAGUGGGUUUUGUUUUUCUCAUAUUCUAUAAUAGAGUCUCGAACUUACGGUUACACCGGCCAGAAACUCAUAACUGCAAUUUCUCAUUAACGGUAAGGUGGUUGCAGUUCGAGGCGGAGGAAGGAAGCAAGCAAGCGGCGGCGAUUAUUUGAUACUAAGCUGUGUAACGACGGAGACGACGGAAGAGAAAACUGAUUCGCACGUGUGUACGUGCAAAAUAACAAACAAAAAGAAAACCGUUUGUAAUUGCAGGUGCAGGUUCGUGUGGGUGGGUGGUUAAAAAAACAGUUAGAGAUCACGGUUAUUUUGUGAAAAAAGAAACAAAAUGCCUCACAGAGCAACUUACUUUUUUCCUAGGCAAUUUCCAGAGAAAAGAUUGGAUGAAUCUUCCAACAAGAUUUUAGAUCACGAGAAGAAAAAACUUGCAGUCAAUUCAACUGAUGCAACUUGUUGCAUUGAAAAUGAUAUUGUUACUGCAACUUCUGCUUCUCAUAAAGACGACGUCGUUUUCUCUCCGGCUAAAAACUCGGCUGUUUCUGAUCUUCUUAGUAGCGGCGAUAAGUUCCGAUGCGAACAGAAGCAGAUUGCUGCGUUUUGUGAUUGGUUGGUUGAUAAACGACAUACUCAUCAUUCUCAUCAUGCUCGUCAUUCUCAUCAUGCUCAUCACCAUCACCACCGUCGUCAUCAGCAUCAUCAUCAUCACCGUCACCGAUCGGAUCAAUGUCUACCUGAAGACGAGCCUCUACUUCCGGAUUUGCAUGCGGAAAAGGAUGCUGUUGCUGCUGAUCGGAGCUUUGAUCGGGAAGUUUCGCUUCCGAGAUUAUCAAGUGGAAGUAGUUACGCUGCGAGUUUGUUUGCUUCGGAUGUUACCGUUACUGCUACAUUCUCGAGCGAUGACAUUGCUAGAGAAGAUACUACGUCGUCGUUUCGUGUUUCUACGAAUGAAGCUGCGAGAAGGAACGAACAGCAUCAACACAAGGAGGAAGAGGAACAACAUGAAGAAGAAAAAUGCGGCGAAGAAGAGAACUACACUAAGAAGUAUAAAGAAAGCUAUGAACUACAAUUUGCUUUGGCGAAGAGGCUUUCUUUCUUAUCAAGCUUUGGUUCUGAACCGGUUCUCACUUUCGAUACUGGAUUAGAAACUUGGGACGUUGAAUCCGUUUCUCGUCGCUUAUGGGUGACGGGAUGUUUGUCUUACACGGACAAGAUUUCGGACGGAUUUUAUAACAUAUUGGGAAUGAAUCCGUAUUUGUGGUUGAUGUGUAAUGACAUGGAGGAAGAAGGGAAUUGCCUUCCUACGUUGAUGGCGCUUAGAGCGGUUGAGCCCAAUGAGAGUUCAUUGGAAGUGAUUCUUAUUGAUAGACGAGAGGAUUCUCGUCUUAAGGUACUUCAAGAUAAAGCUCAAGAGCUGUAUUCUGCUUCUGAGAAUACCUUGAUGCUUGUUGAAAAGCUCGGAAAACUUGUUGCUAUCUUUAUGGGGGGCACCUUCCCUAUGGAGCAAGGGGAUAUGCAAAGGAGGUGGCAGAUGGUCAGCAAGAGGUUGAGGAAUUUUCAUCAGUGUGUUGUGCUUCCCAUUGGUAGUUUGUCUACAGGAAUCUGUAGGCAUCGUGCAAUUCUCUUCAAGAGAUUGGCAGAUUAUAUAGGUUUACCAUGCCGCAUUGCUCGAGGUUGCAGGUACUGUGCAUCAGAUCAUCAGUCGUCUAUUCUUGUCAAGAUUAAAGAUGACAGACAACUGUCAAGGGAGUAUGUUGUUGACCUGGUUGGGGAACCAGGAAAUAUUCUUGGGCCAGAUUCAUCAAUUAAUGGAGCAUAUGCAUCUUCCACACCUUCCCCAUUUCAAAUAUCUCAUUUGAGAAAAUCUCAGUCGCCCUAUGUGGAUAAUGCAGCAUCUCCUCAAGUUAUAGGUGUUAAUCAGAUUUCUCCCCAAGUUAUAGGUUUUAAUCAGAUUUCUCCCGACAAUCACCUGUAUUCAGGCCGUUUACAGGAAGAACAACUAAGUAAAGAAACUGAUUUGCUGAAAAAUAAUAAUGGCUUCAUUUAUGCUCCAGUCGAUCAAACUUGUGGAGGUGCUUCUGAAGCUCUUUGCCCAGCCUCUGAAGCAUUAUUACAUGAAAUUCCAUUUGUUGGUAAGGACUCAGUUGUAGUCCAAGAAAUUUCUUAUAAUGAGAUCAUUGCAAAGGGAAGUUUGGUGGUAAAUGGCAUCCAGUCAAAGCAGGAACAUGUAGACAGUAGACAGGGUGCUGGUGAUAUUCCAAAAUAUGUAAAUCUUGAACCAUCACUAGCAAUGGACUGGCUUGAGAUAUCAUGGGAUGAACUACGGAUCAAAGAGCGCGUUGGUGCUGGAUCAUUUGGGACAGUGUACCGUGGUGAAUGGCAUGGAUCAGAUGUUGCUGUCAAAGUUUUAUCAGUUCAGAAUUUUCAUGAUGAACAGUUGAAAGAGUUUUUGAGAGAGGUUGCAAUAAUGAAACGUGUUCGCCAUCCAAAUGUGGUUCUCUUCAUGGGUGCGGUUACAAAACGUCCCCAUUUAUCUAUAGUGACAGAGUAUUUGCCUAGAGGUAGUUUAUUUCGCCUGAUACAUAGACCAGUGUCGAAUGAAAUUCAGGAUCCAAGGAGAAGAUUACGAAUGGCUAUAGAUGUGGCUAAAGGGAUCAAUUAUCUCCACUGUCUGAAGCCUCCAAUUGUGCAUUGGGAUCUCAAAUCCCCAAACCUGUUGGUAGACAAACAUUGGAAUGUAAAGGUGUGUGAUUUUGGGCUGUCGAGAUUUAAGGCGAACACUUUUUUGUCAUCAAAAUCUGUUGCUGGAACGCCUGAGUGGAUGGCUCCAGAAUUUCUCCGUGGAGAACCUACAAAUGAGAAGUCUGAUGUAUACAGUUUUGGAGUUAUCCUGUGGGAACUCGUGACCUUACAACAGCCAUGGGAAGGACUUAGCCAUGCCCAGGUGGUUGGAGCUGUGGCAUUCCAGAAUAGGAGGCCUUCUAUCCCUCCAAACAUCUCUCCGGUAUUAGCCUCCCUAAUGGAAUCUUGUAUGGCAGAUAACCCUGCUGAACGCCCAUCUUUUGCUAGCAUAGUUGAGACACUAAAGAAGCUUCUAAAGUCACCCGCAGAUGCGAUAAAAAUGGGUGGAACAUUAGAAGCCUGCCGCCCAUCAUAACGAGCAGUGCUGAAAUUUGUUGCCUAUGUAUGGGAAAUUAAUUAACAAGUAACCUGACCCUUGUUGGUCAUAAACUCUUAUUGGUGGAACCCUUUUGUUGUUUGCAACUGGAUAUCAGUUGCUUAAUUCAUACUAACAUUUCAUAAGGGCAAUUAAAGCCAUGAAGUCUAGAAACUUAAAAAGUCCGAAUAUGGGAUUGUUGUAAGUGGUCCAAGGACCUAAAGCUCUUUUGUCUUAUUGAUUGAGAUCUAUAAAUAUUCAUGCACUUGUGACU
Molecule: messenger RNA, 3573 nt
Organism: Vicia villosa (hairy vetch)
Lineage: Eukaryota; Viridiplantae; Streptophyta; Magnoliopsida; Fabales; Fabaceae
Product: serine/threonine-protein kinase CTR1
Exons: 16
Coding region: 474-3299 (941 amino acids)
Biological process (GO): protein phosphorylation
Molecular function (GO): ATP binding; protein kinase activity
Source: RefSeq, a predicted model, not a curated record